AUGGAGAGGUCCCUGGAAUUGGCCAACAUGUCCAGAGUCCACGAAUUCAUCCUACUGGGUUUGUCUACCAGGCCAGACAUAAGGAUCUGCCUGUUUGCCGUCUUCCUGAUGCUCUACCUGCUGACCCUCCUGGAGAACAUGCUCAUCGUCUACCUCACCUGCAGCCACACUGAGCUGCACAAGCCCAUGUACUUCUUCCUGGGCAACCUGAGCUGCCUGGAGAUGUGCUACGUGUCGGUGACCAUGCCCAGCCUGCUCGUGGGGCUGAGGUCCAGUCCAUGCCAUGUGCCCUUCACGGCCUGUGUAAUGCAGCUGUUUUUAUUCAUCUCCCUCAUUUGCACCAAGUGCACGCUCCUGGCCUCCAUGGCCUACGACCGCUAUGUGGCCGUCUGCCGCCCACUCCACUACCCGCUGCUCAUGCGGCCCCAGGUCUGCCUGGGCUUGGCCGCGUCCUCGUGGCUUGGUGGGCUGCUGGUCUCGGUGAUCAAGACGUCGUGCAUCGCCAGCCUGUCCUACUGUGGCCCCAAUGUCCUCAACCACUUCUUCUGCGAUGUCUCCCCUCUGCUCAACCUGUCCUGCACCCACGUGGCCCUGACAGAGCUGGUGGACUUCAUCUCUGCCAUUGCCAUCUUCUGUGGGUCGUUACUAGUGGCUCUGGCCUCGUAUGUGGCCAUCGGGAGUGCUGUGCUCCGCAUGCCUUCAGCCGCUGCCCGCUGCAAAGCCCUCUCCACCUGCGCCUCCCACCUGAUUGCGAUGGGCAUCUUCUACUCAGUGGUCCUCUUCAUGUAUUCCCAGCCCAGCCACAUCGAGUCCACGGACCUCAACAAGGUGCUGUCCGUCAUCUACACGGUGGCCACGCCCAUGUGCAGCCCCAUCAUCUACUGCCUGCGGAACAGGGAGGUCCACGCGGUGCUGCGGAAAACCCUCCACCCACGCUGGGUCUCUCCACCAAGAACCGAUGUUUCCCACUACUGA
This is a messenger RNA of Manis pentadactyla (Chinese pangolin), 975 nucleotides long. RefSeq names its product olfactory receptor 5-like. The record is from RefSeq and is a predicted model, not a curated record. Gene Ontology annotation, molecular function: G protein-coupled receptor activity; olfactory receptor activity. Gene Ontology annotation, biological process: G protein-coupled receptor signaling pathway. The transcript has a single exon. Gene Ontology annotation, cellular component: membrane. The coding region runs from base 1 to 975 and encodes 324 amino acids. NCBI's taxonomy places the organism in Eukaryota, Metazoa, Chordata, Mammalia, Pholidota, Manidae.